Molecule: messenger RNA, 6362 nt
Organism: Perca flavescens (yellow perch)
Lineage: Eukaryota; Metazoa; Chordata; Actinopteri; Perciformes; Percidae
Gene: scn4aa
Product: sodium channel, voltage-gated, type IV, alpha, a
Exons: 27
Coding region: 248-5965 (1905 amino acids)
Biological process (GO): membrane depolarization during action potential; neuronal action potential; sodium ion transmembrane transport
Cellular component (GO): plasma membrane; voltage-gated sodium channel complex
Molecular function (GO): calcium ion binding; voltage-gated sodium channel activity
Source: RefSeq, a predicted model, not a curated record
AAGGUCUGAUCUGAUCCUACCUGGAGCGACUCCUCCGGUUUCACUGCAGGACACCACUGCGUCAGCAACAGCUGUCCUGCAGCCGCGCACUGGCUGCCACAAGGGGAGAAUUGGGCUGCGUCCUCCAGUGGAAGGCUUUACGGAAGACUUGAUUUUUGUGUCUUGGAUUCUGUGGAAAUAUUUGCUUUACCGUGCAAGCUCCUUUUAGGGAAACCCCGGUGUGGCGGUAUCCCUUCGCGAUGCGAAGAUGGCGCCCCUGCUCCCUCGCCGAGGCACCGAUGCGUUCCGCCGCUUCACCAAGGAAUCGCUGGCGGAGAUCGAGAGGCUCAAGGAUGAAAGAAAAAAGGCUGCAGAAGUAGAGGGCCACAAGGUGGUAGAGGGCCACAAGGAGGAGGAGCCACCGGCCCCAAACGCUGAUCUGGAGGCGGGCAAGAGUCUGCCCAUGAUCUACGGAGACCCUCCAUCAGAGCUGCUCAACACACCUCUGGAGGACCUGGACCCCUUCUACGAAGACCAGCACACAUUCAUUGUGAUCACUAAAGGAAACACAAUCUUCAGGUUCAACGCUGAACCGGCUUGCUACAUUCUGAGCCCCUUUAGUUUGGUUAGAAGAGGAGCCAUCAAAAUUCUCAUACAUUCAUUAUUUAGCCUGUUCAUCAUGAUUACGAUUCUAUCGAAUUGUGUAUUCAUGACGCUUAGCAACCCACCAGCAUGGAGUAAAACUGUUGAGUAUGUUUUUACUGGUAUCUAUACCACUGAGGCAACAAUCAAAGUGUUGUCAAGAGGUUUCUGUGUUGGGUCUUUUACAUUCCUUCGAGAUCCAUGGAAUUGGCUGGAUUUCAUGGUGAUCAGCAUGGCAUACGUCACUGAGUUUGUUGACCUUGGCAACGUGUCAGCUCUCAGGACCUUUCGUGUACUUCGAGCCCUUAAAACAAUUACUGUGAUUCCUGGUUUGAAAACCAUCGUGGCCGCCUUGAUCCAGUCGGUGAAGAAAAUGGUGGACGUCAUGAUCCUGACUGUCUUUGCCCUCGCUGUGUUUGCCCUCGUUGGCCUUCAACUCUUUAUGGGAAAUCUGCGUCAAAAGUGUGUCCGAUGGCCCAUCCCAACAAAUGAAACGGCAUUUGAAUUAUUUAACUCCACCGCCACGUUUAAUAACACCAUGUCUUUCAACAACACCAUGGGCGUCAAUGAUACAACAUAUUCCAACGGCACCUUCAAUUUCAAUGAGUAUAUUGAGAACUCGGAGAAUCACUAUUUUUUGGAAGGCAGUCUAGAUGCUCUACUUUGUGGAAACAGUUCUGAUGCUGGAAAGUGCCCAGAAGGAUACACGUGCAUGAAGGCUGGGAGGAACCCCAACUUUGGCUACACCAGUUUUGACUCGUUUGGCUGGGCCUUCCUGGCCCUCUUCAGACUCAUGACGCAGGACUACUGGGAGAACCUUUUCCAGCUGAUCCUUCGGGCGGCUGGUAAGACAUACAUGCUGUUCUUUGUGGUGAUUAUCUUUCUGGGCUCCUUCUACCUCAUCAACCUCAUCCUGGCUGUGGUAGCCAUGGCUUAUGAAGAACAGAAUCAGGCAACUCAGCGAGAGGCCAUCGAGAAAGAGGAAGAGUUCCAGCGGCUACUAGAGCAAUUCAAGAAUCAGGAUGAGCAGGCAAAAGGUCUUGGGAGCCAAAUCACUCUAACCAGUAAGAAGUCGCUCAGUCAUCACACCAUAUUUGAUAUAACGGAUGAUGAACGAAGCCUUGGACAUGAUGAAAUUAUCAAGGAUUGUAACGGGAGAAUCAUUCCCCGUCUGUUAAUCAGAGCGCCCACCAUGGUCCAGUCUGCUGCAGAUUACGAACUCCAAGAGAAGUCAUUAGGCUCGUUGCACAGCAGGCUUCAUCUGGAAGAACCAGGCCUGACAAAGAUGACUGCUAGUGCUCUGUCUGUGAUCACUGCAGCUGCUAUAGAAGAGUUGGAGGAGGCUCAGAGGCCGUGCCCACCCUGCUGGUACAAGUUUGCAGACAUGUUCCUGAAGUGGGACUGCUGCCCGCAAUGGGUGUUCUUCAAAAAGUGGAUGCACUUUGUGGUGAUGGACCCUUUUGUCGACUUGGGCAUCACCAUCUGCAUCGUGCUCAACACCCUGUUCAUGGCCAUGGAGCAUUACCCCAUGACGCCAGAGUUUGAAUACAUGCUCUCAGUGGGGAAUCUGGUUUUCACUGGGAUCUUUGCAGCGGAGAUGUUCUUCAAGCUGAUGGCCAUGGAUCCCUACUACUACUUUCAAGUUGGCUGGAACAUUUUCGACAGCAUCAUUGUCACUCUCAGUCUGGUGGAGUUGGGGCUGGCAAAUGUCCAGGGCCUGUCUGUCCUCAGGUCCUUCCGUCUGCUUCGUGUCUUCAAACUAGCAAAGUCCUGGCCUACGCUCAACAUGCUGAUCAAAAUUAUUGGUAACUCAGUAGGAGCUUUAGGAAACCUGACUUUGGUGCUGGCCAUCAUCGUCUUCAUCUUCGCCGUGGUGGGUAUGCAGCUCUUUGGCAAGAACUACAAGGAAUGCGUGUGCAAGAUCUCCGUAGACUGCGAGCUGCCGCGCUGGCACAUGAACGACUUCUUUCACUCAUUCCUCAUCGUGUUCCGCAUCCUGUGCGGGGAGUGGAUCGAGACCAUGUGGGACUGCAUGGAGGUGGCCGGAGCUGGGAUGUGUUUAGUCGUUUUCAUGAUGGUCAUGGUCAUCGGAAAUCUAGUGGUGUUGAACCUCUUCCUGGCCUUGCUGCUCAGCUCGUUCAGCGGAGACAACCUCUCCACAGGGGACGACGACGGAGAGAUGAACAAUCUCCAGAUUGCCAUUGGCAGGAUCACACGAGGCAUCGACUGGUUCAAAGCGUUCAUCGUUCAAACUGUCCUGCAGAUUCUGGGCAGAAAGCCCAAAGUGCCCGAGGAGGGUCCGACGGACGACAACGACCCUAAAACGGAGGCAAUUGAAAUGAACCACUUAGACACAAGUCAGGAUUUCAAAAUGGCAGACGGGAUACCUAAUUGUUUGGUUGAAGGCCGGCCUUCUGGAUUUAUUGUGGAUGGAGAGCUCAGUCUCAAUGUGCCAAUCGCUCAGGGAGAGUCUGACUUUGAAAACCUGGGUGAGGAUGAUGAUGAUGAUGCUGAUUGUGCUGAUGACUCAGAGAUUUCAGAUGAGAUAAAUAACCUGCAUUACUCGGAAAACUUAGAAAAUGAAAGUAUCUUGCUGGGAAAAGGCAAACUGAUGGGUGCUUUGAAUGAUGGGGAUUCUUCAGUGUGUAGCACAGUGGACUAUCAACCACCUGAGCCUGAACCAGAAGAAGUGGAAGAAGAAGAGCCAGACCCAGUGGAGCCAGAGGCCUGCUUCACUGACAACUGUGUGAAGCGCUGGCCGUUUCUGACUGUGGACAUCACCCAAGGUAAAGGCAAGAAAUGGUGGAACCUCCGUAGGACUUGCUUCACUAUUGUGGAGCAUGACUGGUUUGAAACCUUCAUAGUCUUUAUGAUCCUCCUCAGCAGCGGAGCUCUGGCCUUUGAAGACAUAAACAUAGAAAGGCGCCGAACCGUCAAAAUUAUUCUGGAGUUUGCUGACAAAGUUUUCACCUACAUCUUCAUCAUCGAGAUGCUCCUUAAAUGGGUCGCAUACGGCUUCAAGACCUACUUCACCAACGCUUGGUGUUGGUUAGACUUUUUCAUUGUAGAUAUUUCCCUGAUUAGUUUAGCUGCCAACUGGAUGGGAUACGCUGAGCUUGGACCAAUCAAAUCGCUCAGGACUCUCAGGGCACUAAGGCCUCUUCGAGCGCUGUCAAGAUUUGAAGGGAUGAGGGUGGUGGUAAAUGCUCUCGUUGGAGCGAUUCCUUCCAUCUUCAAUGUGCUGCUGGUGUGUCUGAUCUUCUGGCUCAUCUUCAGCAUCAUGGGAGUUAACCUGUUUGCCGGGAAGUUCUACCGCUGCAUCAACACCACCACAGAGGAGCUGUUCCCCAUUACGGAGGUCAACAACCGGAGCGACUGCAUGGCUGUCAAAGAGGCCACGAAGGAAGCCCGCUGGGUCAACGUCAAAGUCAACUACGACAAUGUGGGAUUAGGCUAUCUGUCACUGCUUCAAGUGUCAACUUUUAAAGGCUGGAUGGACAUCAUGUAUGCUGCCGUUGACUCAAGAGAGGUAGAGGAACAACCUUCUUAUGAGAUCAACCUCUACAUGUACAUUUACUUUGUCAUCUUCAUCAUCUUUGGCUCUUUCUUCACACUCAACCUCUUCAUUGGUGUCAUUAUUGACAAUUUCAACCAACAAAAGAAAAAGUUUGGAGAUAAAGACAUCUUCAUGACUGAGGAACAAAAAAAGUACUAUGAAGCCAUGAAGAAACUUGGCUCCAAGAAGCCACAGAAGCCGAUUCCACGUCCAACGAACCCAAUCCAGGGAUUGGUGUUUGACUUCAUCAGUCAGCAGUUCUUUGACAUCUUCAUCAUGGUGCUCAUCUGCCUCAACAUGGUGACCAUGAUGGUGGAGACGGACGACCAGAGCGCAGAGAAGGAAGAUUUCCUCUUUAAAGUAAACGUGGCUUUCAUUGUCGUCUUCACCGGCGAGUGUGUGUUGAAGCUCGUUGCCCUGCGACAAUACUACUUCACCAACGGAUGGAACGUUUUUGAUUUUGUUGUGGUCAUCUUGUCCAUAGCUGGUACAAUGCUCUCAGACAUAAUCGAGAAGUACUUUGUGUCACCCACUCUGUUCAGAGUGAUCCGACUGGCCAGAAUAGGCAGGAUUCUGAGACUUAUCAAAGGAGCGAAGGGCAUUCGGACGCUUCUCUUCGCUCUAAUGAUGUCACUUCCUGCCCUGUUCAAUAUCGGCCUCCUGCUCUUCCUCGUUAUGUUCAUCUUCUCCAUAUUUGGCAUGUCAAACUUUGCCUAUGUCAAGAAGCAGGCUGGAAUCGAUGAUGUAUUUAACUUUGAGACGUUUGGGGGAAGCAUUAUCUGCUUGUUUGAGAUCACAACAUCAGCCGGCUGGGAUGGACUUUUACUUCCAAUGCUGAGCAACGAGUUUCCAGACUGUGAUCCAGACUUUGAGAACCCAGGCACGGACGUAAAGGGUAACUGCGGCAAUCCAAUCAUGAGCAUGACAUUCUUCUGCAGCUACAUCAUCGUCACAUUUUUAGUGGUGGUCAACAUGUAUAUCGCCAUCAUCUUGGAGAACUUCAAUGUGGCGCAGGAGGAGAGCGGUGAUGCACUCUGCGAGGACGACUUUGAGAUGUUCAAUGAGACUUGGGAGAAAUUUGACUUAGAUGGAUCUCAGUUCAUUGAGUAUAGCCAGCUCUCAGAUUUCUGUGAUACCUUGCAGCCGCCGCUGAGGGUUGCCAAGCCCAAUCGCCUUCACCUGAUUGAAAUGGAUCUGCCCCUGGUCAUUGGGGACAGGAUCCACUGCUUGGAUGUCUUGAUGGCCGUCACACAGAUGGUCUUGGGAGACACGGUGGAGAUGGCGGCGAUGCGGCUGAGCAUCGAGGCGAAGUUCAUCCUGAGCAACCCCACCUCAGACUCCUUUGCACCAAUUACGACAACGGUGCGCCACAAAGAAGAGCAGAUGGUCGCUGUAGUCAUUCAGAGGGCUUACCGCAACCACCUGCUGAAACGCUGCGUACGCCACGCCGCUUUUAUUCACCGCUGUAAGAGGGUGGGUAGAAAGGACGAAGGUGAAGACCCACCAGAGAAAGAGGGUAUGCUCGCACGAAGGAUGGGAGUGCUCUAUGGGAGCAACGUGGACCUUGCAGGGGAGAUGGAGCAGGCUGAUUUAGAAACUCUAGCAAGCCGACAGCCUCCUAAUCCCGAGACAUUGUCACAUUACACAGAGGCCCAGUGCGGUCCAGAACCCCCUGAGCCAAAUAUCAUUGUUGUACCUGUAGAAAUUACUAAUGAGGUUUUAUUACAUUCUGCCCCCAACCCACACCUCUUUAUCCUACAUGCAAAUCUGAGAGAGACGAUUGUAUAACAAACAGUAGAAGACAAUUAAUCAUCUCUCUCCCUACCCCCUUUUUUUUUUUUUUUUUACCAGUCAAGGAAGUAGUGUUGGCAUUUGAUUUUCCACAUUAGAUGUUACACAGUGCUAAUGAAUGUUUAAACAACAUAUUCGAUCAUUAAAAUUAACAAACAAUUCCUGUUUUUUGAAUACAAUAUUUAAGUGUCUUUUUGAAUUGAAGGUGAAACUGGAGCACAUGGUUUUCUCUGAUAAUAAAGACAUCAGUAAAUAUAAACCACAAUCAACGCUAAAUGGGAAGUAACUAAAAAUAAACAAGUUUACACAUGAGUUUACACAUGACAAAUGAUUUAAUUUGGUUAGUUUCUGCUGCCCCCAUGAGGAAUUCUAAGUAAUGACAAGCCCCGCCCCC